Molecule: messenger RNA, 1956 nt
Organism: Brenthis ino (lesser marbled fritillary)
Lineage: Eukaryota; Metazoa; Arthropoda; Insecta; Lepidoptera; Nymphalidae
Source: the annotation of a GenBank genome assembly
AUGUCUAACUAUCAAGAAAUUGUAAACUUAAAUAUUGGCGGAGCAAGAUUCGCAACAUCAUGGCAUACAUUAACAUGGGUUCCGGAUACAUUUUUCACUGCUCUCCUAAGUGGUCGAAUACCUACAGUUCGGGAUGAAACAGGAGCAAUAUUUAUAGACAGAGACCCUAAAUUAUUUGGAUUAAUUUUAAAUUUUCUAAGGACUAGAGAUAUAGACCUUAACAAUGUUAAUAUAAGAGCGUUGCGACAUGAAUGUGAUUACUUUGGUAUUACUCCAUUGAGUAGAAGGCUGGCACUUUGUGAUGAGAUGCAUCAUUCUUCGUGUGGAGAUGUACUUUUUUAUGGAUAUUUACCUCCGCCUUUGAAUGGGCCUCUUCCAAGUAGUAGUACUGGUAGGAGUGGUAACAGUGUAUCUAGAAAAAACUCUACAGCAUCAAGUACAGAUGUGGCAGCUAAUAGGACACAUUCAAGAAAUUCUUCUUUAGAUCUAAGGACUGUUGGCAGGAUACCUUCACAAGACCAGUUGAGCCGAUGUGGCAGAGGUCAUUCAAGAGCAGCUUCAUUAGGUAACACAGAUAGUCAUAAGGGAAUGCGACCACCUGAAAUAAAUACAUGGCAAGAAAAUAUGAAAGUACAGAUUAUAAAAGCACACCAUAAUUGGAUUGCAGUAGCAUAUACACACUUUGUUACUGGUUACAGAUUGACCGAUUCUUGUGGCUGGUAUGUGGUUUUCCAAUCACCAGUCCAAGAUUCAGUGAUAGAGCGAAUAGCACUAAAUGCAAAGACGGGUGGUGGAGCGACAUCCAGCGGGAAUAACUCUUCUGGAACUGAUGUGAUGCUGGGCAUAGCGAGUGGACCACUUGUGAGAUUGUGGGCUUUCUCUACACAUACUGAACCAGUACGACGGACGUUAAUAGGAACCUUCAAUCUGGGAGUGCGUGUGGAGCAUCUACUCUUCGUGGGUCCCCAAUUAGUGGCACUCAGUGGGGCGGGCAGUAGGAGCAAGGCAGGUGUAUGGCAUACGAGCACUCAACACUGGCAAACCCAAGAUGUGGCCCAUCUCACCACAUAUGAUACGGCUGGAUCAUUCUUAUUGUUGGGAACUGCUACUGGCGCUAUUAAUUAUAUAGAUAUGCAAAAGUUCCCAUUAAGAAUGAAAGACAACGAUCUUCUAGUAACACAACUGUAUAAGGAUCCAAACCAAGAGCCAAUCACAGCUAUAUCCGUAUACCUUACACCAAAAACAAAUCUGUGCGGCAACUGGAUAGAGAUAGCGUACGGCACGCGCUACGGCUCGGUGCGCGUCAUCGUGCAGCACCCGGAGACGGUCGGCCACGGACCGCAGCUCUUCCAGACCUUCACCGUGCACCAGAGCCCUGUUACUAAGGUAUCUCUGUCAGAAAACUAUCUAAUAUCAGUGUGCAGCGAGUACAACCACGUGCGGUCGUGGCGAGUGACUCGCUUCAGGGGCAUGAUCUCCACACAGCCCGGCACCACGCCCAAGGCCGCCUUCAAGGUGUUGGCCUUGGAGGCUCCCACUGCUCAGGCUCAUAACGACUGCGGUCCUUAUGGAGAACAGGAUGAGGAGCAAAUAUUUAUACAAAAAGUAGUACCUGACACCGACACGUUGUACGUGCGACUUGCUUCUAAUGGCAAAAGGGUGUGCACGAUCCGGUCGGUGGACGGGUCUGCGGUGUCGUGCUUCGUGGUGGCGGAGUGCGAGGGCGCGCUGCGGCCGCGCCGCCUACUGCUGUGCGGCCACCGCUCCGGCGCCGCGCAGAUGUGGGACCUCACCGCGCCCAUCGACCGGGCGGCGCGCGCGGCCGGUGAAGGCGAGGAGUCCCCCGUGGCGGACGGCGGGCCGUCCCCGGACGAGCUGGUGCGCCUGCUGUCGGCCUGCGACCUGGACGCCGCGCCCGCGCCGCCCGCGCUGGCCUCGCCCAGCCGCCCGCUGCCG